This is a messenger RNA of Corylus avellana, 1251 nucleotides long. NCBI's taxonomy places the organism in Eukaryota, Viridiplantae, Streptophyta, Magnoliopsida, Fagales, Betulaceae. The record is from RefSeq and is a predicted model, not a curated record.
AAUCAUCUGAUGGGUUCAUUGUUUUGUCAGGUGAUUUGGGUAGAACACUUGGAAUGCCAGAAAACCACAGUUCAUACCAUGUACCGCACUAUUAUUAACAGCGGUCUAGCCUUCGGUGCAAGGCAUUGGGUGGCAACACUGCAACUCCAAUGCGAACGCCUUGUUUUCUUCAUGGCAACCAACGUUCCCAUGAAGGAUUCGACUGGCGUUGCCACACUGGCUGGGAGGAAAAGCAUAUUGAAGUUGGCACAGAGGAUGACACAGAGUUUCUGCCAUGCAAUUGGAGCAUCAAGCUUCCAUACCUGGACCAAGGUCUCAAGUAAGACAGGGGAAGACAUAAGGGUUGCUUCUAGGAAGAACUUGAACGACCCUGGAGAGCCUCUUGGGGUCAUCUUGUGUGCUGUUUCUUCUGUAUGGUUGCCUGCAUCUCCCCAUGUCCUAUUCGAUUUCUUAAGAGAUGAAGCUCGCCGGAAUGAGUGGGAUAUAAUGUCAAAUGGAGGGCCUGCACAUUCCAUUGCAAACUUAGCCAAGGGGCAAGAUCGUGGCAAUGCAGUAGCCAUCCAAACGAUGAAAUCGAAAGAGAACAGUAUGUGGAUACUUCAAGAUAGCUGCACUAAUGCAUACGAGUCCAUGGUGGUGUAUGCUCCGGUGGACAUAACCGGAAUGCAGUCGGUGAUGACGGGAUGUGACGCUAGCAACAUCGCCAUAUUGCCUUCGGGGUUUUCGAUUCUUCCAGAUGGACUGGAGUCGAGGCCUCUAGUGAUUACUUCUAGGCAAGAGGAGAAGAGCACAGAGGGAGGGUCUUUGCUUACAAUAGCAUUCCAGAUCCUAACUAAUAACUCUCCCACAGCUAAGCUUACCAUGGAGUCUGUGGAGUCUGUCAACACUCUAAUAUCCUGUACUUUAAGGAAUAUUAAGACAAGCUUGCAGUGUGAGGAUGGUUGAUCACAUAACUUUAUUAAUUAGAUAGACAUUAAUUAAUUGUAAAACUCAUAGGGUGUUUUUUUUUUUUUUGCCCUUUUCCCAAUAUUUAGUUUAGCAAAUCAGCCUUUAGAUGUGAGUUUGUUUUCAUUUGUUCUUUGGUUAGAAAGGUGGCGCUGAGCAAAGGCAUAUCUACUGCAUUUGGCUUUCUUGAGAUAGAAAGAGAGAGUGAGGGAGAGAGGUGAUUUCAGAAUCUUUGCAAGUCUAGGAAAGUGAAAUUUUCUGUGUAUAGAAUUCUUAUUUAUCAAUGUCAGAUUGUGAUUGUUAUAA